AUGUCGUCUCCGGAAGAACCACUCGUGCGGCCACCAGAAUCAGAAGGCGAUGACCCCAUCAUCCACCCAUCCCUCCAGCGGUACAUCCACGGACUUCCGGAUUCACAUACAAACUACGCACGCUUCUUCUCGGCCCUGCUCAUCCCGCAACAAUCCCACGAGCAGUUCUUCGUCGACCUGAAGCAGUUCCGCGAGCAACCCACCAUCAUCUACCUCCUCGAGCCGGGAACUUCCCAGAACUACCGCGCCGUCUCGCGGAACUUUGUCGGUUCGCGGUUCGCACACCCGUGGUGUCGGGUGCACAGCGACUUCGUCAAGGGAUGGCGUGGGGCCAGCUGGGUUGGGAAAUCGGGGACCCGGGUCGACGAGCAGAUGAAGAAGGAAGAGGAGCGGCUGCACAAGCUGCUCGUCCCGAUCUGGAUCGCAAUGAGGAGGAGGAUGUUUCCCGGCGAGGACGUGGUUAGGGAGUGGAUUGUCAAAGAGGACGAGCGCGAAAGGGCCGCUGCGGAGGAGAAGAAGAGGCUCAAGGCAGAACGGGCGGCGGCCCAGUCGGCGGCGCCUGAUGAUGCCUCGAUGCGCACUCUUUCGUCAGGCACGCCGCCUGGCUAUUCCGAACUCGGCUUCGCAACCACAAAGUCGACAAAGCCGUCGCCGGUGCACUCACAAGUCACAGAUCCUAGCGGAGCCGCGGCCGCAUCUAAGCUGUUCCUGGGCGUGGCUGUCACGGGCUUUAUCAUGAGCGACAAGCGCAUCCAGAAAUACGUCGAGAAGAAGAUGCGCAAGAAGUGA
Molecule: messenger RNA, 789 nt
Organism: Fonsecaea nubica
Lineage: Eukaryota; Fungi; Ascomycota; Eurotiomycetes; Chaetothyriales; Herpotrichiellaceae
Exons: 1
Coding region: 1-789 (262 amino acids)
Source: RefSeq, a predicted model, not a curated record